CGACAGAAGAAUUCAAGUAAACGACAAAAGUCUUCCUACGUGUCGUAUUUAAUCCACGCAAGUAUAGUUAAUUUGUCGUGUGCUGAUCAUGAGGGGAUAUGAAAGGGAAUGAGGGGCGCGGUCAUGAAGGCGCAAAGGACAGAAACGCUCAGUAAAAAAUCCUCCCUAAGUGGAGGGGAUAAGAGACGUUAGACCCUGCCUGUUGAUUCGCAGUACCCAUACUCAUCAGUAACAAACACGUCGUAUACAGAAUCGGAGCACAAAGACACGAAUGGGAGUAGCAGUCCCUGAGAGCUCAGCGGAUAUUUAUCUGUCGUCUUUUUCAGUUAAUAUUUCGGUGCUACAAGAAGAAACUGAAACCUUGGCAUCUGGACAGCACUGAAAAACUCCGCGAAGCGCGUGGAUCGUUGGCCGGGAAGUUGAGGGAGUGAGAGAAGUGAUCGACGAAGAGUCCAGCCACUGGGAGUUCAGGGUGCACAUGCUGCAGAAACGAGAAUCAGUGCUCGACGAGAUACGCGCGUCGCUAUGAGACCGUGGACGAACAAGUCGCUCGGCUUUGGCAUCUUAGGGCUCUUUCUGGUAGCCCUUGGCAUCUCCAUCUGCUUUUUGUGGCCAAUAUUUUUCCAUCAUAUAAUUCAAAAAGGAUUGGCUCUAUCGCCGACUUCUAACAGCUUUAAAAUAUGGUAUGACACUAGCGAAUUACCGCCGAUGUUCUUGGAGGUAUACCUCUUUAAUUGGACCAAUCCGGAAGAACUUGGUAAAGAGAAGCCGCAUUACGAUCAAAUUGGCCCUUACUGUUUCAGAGAAGUGAGGCAAAAGGAUAACAUUACGUUUCAUCAUGAAAAUAAAACUGUUAGCUAUUUUCAACGACGAUUAUGGUAUUUCGAUGCAGAACGCAGCAAUGGAACUCUCAACGACACUGUCAGCCAGUUGGACGUGGUCGCUGCAUCGGCAGCGCACAAAAUUCGAUUCUGGCAUUACGACUUCCAAAACUCCUUAUCCUUCCUUUUAUCAAACAAGAAGCUCUUUACCAUCAAAACGGUGGACGAACUACUAUUUACUGGUUAUACCGAUAACAUACUUGCGUUGGGUAAGAUGAUGAUGCAAGACUCCGAAAUACCGACUUUUGAUCGUUUCGGCUGGUUCUACAUGAGAAAUGGCAGCACCAUGUUUGAUGGACACUUCAAUAUGGAAACAGGCGAGGAUGACAUCAGCCAAUUGGGUAUCCUGAGAAAAUGGAAUUAUAAAGAUACGACGAAAUUCUACAAGACUCCUUGCAAUCUCAUUGAAGGCAGUGCGGGUGAAUUUUGGCCACCUGGCAGGACGAAGGAUGACAUCAUUCUGUUUAGCUCAGAUUUAUGCCGUCCGCUAGUCUACGAAUACGAAGAAACGACUUCUCACUUUGAUAUCGAAGGUUAUCGAUACGCUAUUGGUGGAAAAACUUUAGGCAAUUCCACGAGACGACGUUAUCCUCAUGAUCAAGCGAAAUUUUUCGAACCAACCACGACCACAGAGGACUUCUUUGUAGCCGAGCAUACGACCGUCUUUGAGCCCACUGCCACUACUUUUAAUAAUAAUUAUUCAUCCGAGAACACGGACGAAUAUCUCAACAAUGAUCCGGAUGUUAUUAACAUGGGCAAUUGUUAUUGUAAUGGCGAGUGUACACCAUCGGGUUUGUUAAAUAUAACAGCAUGUCGUUACGGAGCGCCGGUCUUCAUUAGCUUACCUCACUUUUACAAGGCUGAUCCAACCGUUCUUGAUGCGAUCGAUGGAUUGAGCCCCAAUGAGGAUCACAGCUUCUCCAUCACUCUAGAACCCAUAACAGGAAUUCCUUUGGAAGUAUCAGCUGUAUUUCAAGUUAAUAUACACUUACAUUCAUCGGAAAUUAUAGAACUUUUCCACAAAGUACCAAACAUCUACAUGCCAAUGUUAUGGUUCAAAUUAAAAGUGGAAAUUACCGAAGAAAUGGCGUCUAAUUUAAGAAUGUUACUAGCACUUCCAACCAUGAUGUUGUGUAGUAGUAUAGUUAUGAUAAUCGUUGGACUAUGUUUGAUUGCCGGCAUGGUGCUUCGUUAUUUCGGAAAGAAACGACACAUGCCUUCAACGGAAGUCACGAUGGAGAAAAUGAUCGAUAAUUCUGAUUGUGAGAAAAAAGCGGAAAUGGUGUACAUGGAUAAAACGAGUAACAACGAGGAUAGUAACAUCAAAACCGAUCGCCGUUUGUACGCGAAACAGUAAGUGUUUCUUCAGGAAACUAUGCUUCUGGAACGGAUAUGCAAAUCGUUGUACAAGUGUGCAAUCGUGAGGCAACUUUGACAUGUGAAGUUGUUGUUAUGCAAAUGAAUUUUCAUGUGUCUUUAGUCUGAUUUGAUAACAACUGGACUUAUAUAUUCUAAGAUAUAAAUUUUUAUUUAAACGUAAAAACGUUAUUUAAAAGUAUAAACGCCAAUAGGAUAUUUGCAUAUGAUUGAUACUAACGAUCUGCGAAAUUUAAUAACUAGAAAAAUCGCAGAUAAUUAUAAAAUAAGCUUCUAAUGGUUAUAAUGAUGAUAAUAUGUUUGAUAUUGAUGUGAACAAAUUACACUUCGAUUCCUUAGCUCGAAGGUAAUAAAUUUAUAUGAUAAUAAAGUAGCGUUAUGUUCUAACCACGAGCUAAAAUAUUUCCGAUCGAAGUGUAAUUUUGAAUACAUAAUAGAUAAAGCAUGACAGCGAAUAUGCUGAAAGACGCAUAUAGGAUGACUUUUUCGAAUGAUUAUCAUAAUUUUUGUAGAAAAAGAAAUACGGAUAAAUUUUCCACCUUUUUAUUCGUUUUAGAGAUCAUAUUCGCUACAAAUGUUGAAUUCAUCGUGAUUGUUACAUUCCUACGACAUAUAGAUAUAGAUGGAAUGAUAUUAUCAUUUUGAAAAAUUGGUUCGUCUAAGACUGACGUUAUUUUAUUAAAGCUUUAAUUAUUUCCUUCUCAAUCUAUUACUUUCAUACAUGUGUUUUCGAUUAAAAUAUACAAUUGACCAAUCAA
This is a messenger RNA of Camponotus floridanus (Florida carpenter ant), 3016 nucleotides long. RefSeq names its product protein croquemort. The record is from RefSeq and is a predicted model, not a curated record. The transcript has 10 exons. Lineage: Eukaryota; Metazoa; Arthropoda; Insecta; Hymenoptera; Formicidae. Gene Ontology annotation, cellular component: membrane; cytoplasm. The coding region runs from base 526 to 2238 and encodes 570 amino acids. Gene Ontology annotation, molecular function: scavenger receptor activity.